GUUGGAGUUGUCUGGUGAUGCUCUUGUCAUUGCGGUUGGCGCUGAAUCAAUGUCGUCAACUCGGCAACCCUUGAGCCCGCAAAUUAUUUUCGGGUUGUUGUUCGGCACUUGUCGCAUAGCCAAUGUGGGGUGCACGCUAGGAAAGAAGACGGACCACUGCGUACGCUACCCACAGAAAAUGCUUCCACCGAGUGCGCUUUGAUGCAGAUACAAGCUCUAUUUCUUGUAAGCACUAACAGCAGCAUGCAUUCACCAACAACGCCACUGCCUGUGCCUCUGCAAAAUCCCAGGCAGCCCAGCUGACGCACUUCUUCUCUGCGGUCAUGAUACUAGUAUCCGGCCCUUCUGCAUGUUUCCUCCGGGCACUUGACUGCUUCUAAUCGCAAACUCGGAAUAGCACUUGGCAAUCACCCAACCCACCCCGCCAUUCCACCCCUCCAGCGCACAAGCUGAGACAAGAACUCAACAACGUGAGAGCAAGGCUCACACAACAUUUCCUCCUUCACAGUCCCUCAAAAUGUUCGAAAUAGACCCCUUAGUCCUCGCCUACUCCCACCUCCACCACCUUCCCCAGCCUUCCUCCGCCCUCCACCUCCUCAAAAAGAUCGCUUCCCUCGUGAAACCGCUUAUGCGCGCCCGCGGCUGGCGCGUCCGCGAGCUGGGCGAGUUCUACCCGGAGCAAGACAACCUCCUGGGACUGAACAUCAACCGCGGCGCCAAGAUCCUUCUCCGUCUUCGCUACCCCUCCGACAAGUCCCUAUUCCUGCCCAUCGAGCAGGUCGCAGACACGAUGCUGCACGAGCUAGCACAUAUCGUUCACGGCCCGCACGACGCCAAGUUUCAUGCGCUGUGGAAUCAGCUGAGGGAUGAACAUGAGGGGUUGGCGAUGAAGGGCUAUACAGGGGAGGGGUUCUUAUCAGAGGGACGGCGGCUGGGUGGUGGUUCUUCUAACAGAGGACAGAUUCCGAUGCAUGAAGCGAGACGGUUGGCGAGGGAGCAGGCCGAGAAGAGAAAGGUGCAAACAACACUAAGUGCCGGGUCGGGACAGAGGCUGGGAGGUGCAAGGCCGAGGCCGGGUGAGGAUAUAAGGAGGGUGAUUGUUGAUGCGGUGCAGAGGAGGAACAAGACUUUAAAGGGCUGUGGAGUGAAGGAUACGGGCGACGAAGGGCUGGCUGAGCAGGAAAUUCGCACGAUUGAGGAGCAGGCGACUAGGAAUGGCUUUCGCUCCAAGGCCGAAGAGGAUGAGGCGAACGAGGCGGCGAUUGCGCAGGCGCUGUGGGAACUGGUGCAGGAGGAUGAGAAGAAGAAGUUUGGAAGUGGUUAUGUGGAGCCGAGUAGGGAGUUUCCGGCAGGGAGUCAGGGGGGUUUCUUGCAGAAUGAAGAGAUGGGCGGCGGGGGGUUGGCAACGUCGUCUUCGUCUGCAAAACCACCGCCGAUCCCUUACCAUACUAAACCAACAACUAGGUCUACAGUCUCUUCAUCUUCUUCUCCUCCACCAUCUCUCCCAGCAGAACCAUUCAACGAACCCUCGACAGGCUGGGUCUGCGACAUCUGCACCCUCCACAACCCCGACACAUUCCUCUGUUGUGACGCCUGCGGUACCGAACGCCCACCUCAAGCUUCCACCACCACUGCCUCCGAUCCCAGAAAGAAAACCACAGGCACCAAAUCCAGUUCUAGUUCCAGAUCCGCUGGAAAGCGUCCAAGCAGCUCGGUGGUCGACCUGACCAAAUCCCCGCCCUCCAUUCGUACACGGCCGUCAUCAAGCUCUCAUGGGUCUAGGUCGCAUUCAAACUCCCGAACGGUUUCGGGAUCAGGACCGAGAAGAGACAAAGACAAAGCAAAAUUCAUCCUCCAAGCUCAAGCCGAAGCUGAAGCCGCUCGCCGUAAAUUGCUCCACGAGACGUGGCAGUGCUCGUUUUGCGGACAGAGGAUGGAGAAGCAGUGGUGGACUUGCUCUACGUGCGGGAAGAUGAAGGAUAGUUCCAAAUGACUAAUGACGGGUAGGUAUGGUAUGGUAGGGUUUGUAUGGGUAACGAUGUCAUGAUUGAUUAUGUGUAUUUGACUGCUGAGUAAUGACUCAAGAUAGAAUAGCGCAAGAUAAACUGGGAGGCUUUGUUUUCGGUAAGAUGCCCAGGUUAUUGGACCUUGUUCGAGAUGAUGGAUUUACUGUUUAACAGUACAAGAUAGUUUCACCAGGGCGGCACUUAGCAUGGUAUUCAUAAUCUGAAGCAGUAAGGGAAAAAAAAGUCCGAAUGGCCCGAGAAAGGUCAUGGAAGGAAGCUUAUCAGAUAAUAAUGAAGGCUACGCAGGGAUAGGAGCAGAUUAUGCGUCAGCGUUGCAGUCAGCUUGCACGUUUAAGCAACGCAGGUGGUAUGAAAGCUUGUGAAUGAUGAUUGGACCCCCC
This is a messenger RNA of Neurospora crassa OR74A, 2407 nucleotides long. Its product is annotated as zinc metallopeptidase. Lineage: Eukaryota; Fungi; Ascomycota; Sordariomycetes; Sordariales; Sordariaceae. The coding region runs from base 518 to 1993 and encodes 491 amino acids. The transcript has a single exon. The record is from RefSeq and is a predicted model, not a curated record.